AUGUACGCUUCAUUCUCAAAGCGUCGCCUAAGCCUUUACAAAAAGGCAAGCGAGCUCAGCACCCUAUGUGGGGCUAAUAUGGGAAUAAUAAUCUUCUCCCCAACAGGACUUCCAUAUUCGUUUUUCAGCCCGAAUAUGGAUAUCCUAUUGAGGAGAUAUAGAAAUGCUAACCAACCCCUUGAUCGCAUAACUCAGUACAUCGAGAAUUAUCUCGGGAACCAGAUCCAACAACAAAAUCAACAGUUGGAUGAGGUUUUAGAGAUGAAAGAAGAAAUAAAAGCAAGGGAUAAAGAACUCGAUGAAAUCGAUCCAACUCGCGUAAAAGGUUGGUGGGAACAGGUACCUAUCGAGAGCCUCGGCCCAAGAGAGAUCAUAGAGUGGACCGCCUGGUUCGAGACAAUUCAAGCCCAAGCCCACCGGAGGGAGGAGGAGAUGAGGAAUGCCGCCAGCACUAGCGGCGGCGCCGCUGCUGCCGUCCAAGAACCGCCACAAACCAUUUCAACUCCUCCGACAAACCGUGUCGUUCCAACAACCUAUGAUGAUCCGAUGGCAGGGCCAUCGUCAUCUUCGAGCCACUAUAAUAUCUUUCCACAACCUACAUCCUCAACUCAGCCUCAUCAAGAAUUAUUCCUGGGAAAUCAAAACAUGGGCAAUGAUUCUAGCCCGUUUUAUCAUUUCUCAGGAUCUUUUAUUGAUGAGAAUUUAUUUAGAGAGGAUGAUGAUAUUGCCGCGCUGUUAGGGGGAUCGCAUUGGAGCUUCUUUCCAGUGGAUCAAAACCCAAAUGAUGGCUCCGGCAAUGGUGGUGGUGGCAAUAGUGACAACAAUGGUGGCGGCGGCGAGGGUUCUAACUUAUGA
This is a messenger RNA of Andrographis paniculata, 855 nucleotides long. Its product is annotated as agamous-like MADS-box protein AGL61. The transcript has a single exon. Gene Ontology annotation, biological process: regulation of transcription by RNA polymerase II. Gene Ontology annotation, molecular function: RNA polymerase II cis-regulatory region sequence-specific DNA binding; protein dimerization activity; DNA-binding transcription factor activity, RNA polymerase II-specific. NCBI's taxonomy places the organism in Eukaryota, Viridiplantae, Streptophyta, Magnoliopsida, Lamiales, Acanthaceae. The record is from RefSeq and is a predicted model, not a curated record. Bases 1 to 855 code for a protein of 284 amino acids.